GCCGGCACGUAGGUUCAGUGAGCUGCUUAGAUUGAGCUGGCGGAUUUAGUCUUCAACUUUAUGACCCCAACAGCGGAAAUGUUUUUGUUUUCGCUGAGACGGCCGGUUAGCGCUUCCUGAAUAGCGUUAGCAUCAAGUCUAGACUCAUGUGCAACGUAUGUUAUAACAUUUCUCCACGUCCUCAAGCGCCUUUAAUUUCGCCAACGUGGGGCCAUGUUACAGAACAAAAGAUCUUUCAACACUCACAGCUCAUCGGCGAAUAAAAAACCGAGCGGCACGGCAGGCGCUGCAGGGGAGGAUGAAGAUGCAACGUUCACCCAGCCGACCUCGUCGCAGGUCGAGAGAAGCCUCAAGAAGCUAUUGCCUGGCCAGAUUGACCAGAAGACGGCAGACGUGGUGGAGUACAUCCUGGUGAAGGAUCAGAAAAAGAUUCCCAUUCGCCGAGGAGACCUGGUGAAACACGUGAUCAAAGAAUACCGAAAUGUCUACCCUGAGAUCAUGAAGAGAGUGGCGCACACCUUUGAAGAGGUUUUUGGCCUUAAGUUGGUUAAUAUAGAUACGAAGAAUCAGUUGUACAUCCUUAUCAAUAAAUUUGAGGCCAUUGCUGGAGGUCUGUCCUUCAGCUCACCUGACCCGAAGAUGGGACUCCUCUUUGUCAUCCUGAGUGUCAUCUUCAUGAAACGGGGCGUGGCCAAAGAAGGCCUAAUAUGGAGCAUGCUUGGGAGACUCUCCAUUGACCCAGCAAAGAGACAUGAGAAAUUUGGCGACGUCAAGAAGAUGGUCACAGAUGAGUUUGUGCGUCAAAGGUACAUUGAGUAUGUUCCAAUCCCCCACACUGACCCACCUGAACACAACUUUCUCUGGGGUCUGCGUGCUAACGUGGAGGUCUCCAAGGCUAAACUCCUUCAGUUUGUGGCCGAACUUCAUAAUCAGGAUCCUCAAAGUUGGACAAGUCAAUACCGAGAAGCCCACAACACUCAAGACAGUCAGGCAAGCUCAAGCAAGCAAAGAUGAAAUGUUCCAUUUUUUUCCCUGUGAUCUUUUUUUGUUGUCACAGUAUUGCCCUUCCUUAGCUUAUUUAUUUUGAAUUUGAACUGCUUGGAAUGUUUUCAUUUUGCAAUCUCUAUGAUAACUUUUUUUUGUAAAAUAAAAGGUUUUCACCUUGGUA
Messenger RNA from Syngnathoides biaculeatus (alligator pipefish), 1168 nucleotides. RefSeq names its product necdin-like 2 (gene ndnl2). The transcript has 10 exons. Gene Ontology annotation, cellular component: nucleus. The record is from RefSeq and is a predicted model, not a curated record. The coding region runs from base 214 to 1014 and encodes 266 amino acids. NCBI's taxonomy places the organism in Eukaryota, Metazoa, Chordata, Actinopteri, Syngnathiformes, Syngnathidae.